GCAACUGCACCAAUUUCUAAUCUGGAAGGGCCCAGAGUUCUUUAAUCCGGUUAAAAUAAUUCACAAUAAUGAAUACUUUAGUACUCCCUCAACUUCUUCAUCCACAUUCAAGCCAGCAAUCCAACGAGGACCGUCGGCGGAUCAUCCCGAGCUCCGCGGAUCGGCGAGUGCAGCGCACGGUUCCAUCCGAGGACGACUAGUGGUGUGGCGGGGGGACGGGACGGACACACGGCAUUUCGGAUUAGGGCGCAUUCGGCAAUGACCGUCGUUGGGUAGAAGUACACGGAGCCGUUAAUACACCAUCGACGCGUCGAGGAUGAGCGCGGCUGCAGCGGCCGCGGGGUCGGCUUCUUGCCGCUUCGCCCACUACUUCGUGGUGUGCGGAGUGGACGCGGCGACGGGCCUGGAGCCGGACGAUGGAGCAGGUGAAACCUUUGAGCAGAGCCCCAUUCGACGAUCCUUCAAGUCAAAGGUCCUGGUGCACUAUCCUGAAAACACAGACAGGAACCCCUUCAAUAAAGAUGCCAUGAACAUGCUCUGUAUGCCAAGAGGUCUGUCCUUCCGCACUCAGGCCGACAGACUUGAUCCCCUGUUCCACUCAUUUACGAUUUCUUCAGAUGAUGGCACACGCUCUUACGGCUUUGUCCACACUUUCUACGAGGAGGUGACCAGUCCUCAGAUCAUCACUGCCAUGCAGACUCUCAAUCAGAUGCACCACGUGGAGCACCAGUCCUCCUCAUCGGCCUCCUCCUCCUCGUCCUCAUCUGCCUCCUCGCCAUCCACCUCCAGCAUGGACUCUCUUGUGAGCAGCUUGGACGAGUCGGACGCUGAAUCCCUGGUUGGGAUUCCCGGCUGCCUCGGCUGUGCGGGCUCCUUCGAUCCAGCGCGUGACACCCUGUACGUGUCCAAAGCCCUCUGCCUCCUGACGCCGCUCCCCUUUCUUCAAGCUUCGCGACAGUUCCUAUCUCAGCUUCACCAGGCUGUGGCGUCACACACAGCUCCACCUCUCCCUCUGGAGAGCUACAUCCACAACAUCCUGUACGAGGUGCCCCUGCCUCCGCCCGGCAGGUCGCUGAGGUUCCACGGCGUGCAUCGCCCCAUCGUGUGCCAGAGGCCCGGUCCAGGAGAGCUUCCACUGGGGGAGUAUCCACUCGGAGAGGCCUUCUCCCUGCUGGGUGUCGACAAUAUGGUGCAGCUACUUACCUGUGCAUUUCUGGAGACUCAAGUCAUUCUUUACUCUCAAGACUACCAGCGUUUGAUGACUGUGGCAGAGGGCGUCACCACCUUGCUAUUCCCCUUCCAGUGGCAACACAUCUACCUGCCCAUCGUCUCUGCCCCGUUACAUCACCUCCUGGACGCCCCCGUGCCAUUCCUGAUUGGCAUCCAGCACAGAGAUGGAGCUCAGCGGUCCUCCCUCCACCUGCCACACGAGGCAAACCUGUGUUUCGUGGAUAUUGACAACCACUGUGUCGAAGCGCCCGAGGACCUGCCCACGUUUCCAGACCAGACCGAGCUAAUCCAGGAACUUAGUGAAGUCCUGCUGCGUUUUGGGCUCCCUCCACAGGGCGGUGUGGUCACAAAGCCCACCACCACCGCCACCUCUACAUCCCCUCGCGUGAGCAGCCUGGUCCUGGAGGAUCUGAUGGAGGACAGAAGGAACGGGAACCUCGGAGGCGAGGAGCUGGCGGUGCUGGAGAGGCUGCAGGCUCUGGCUCGGAGGUGCGGGGGAGGGAAAAGGUCUGAAGGCGAGCAGACGCUUGGACACGUUUUCGAAGAGGAGGAGGAAGAACUGAAGGCUGCGAAGCUGAACAUUCAGCUGAGGGAGGUGUUUGCUGGACGUUUUGCUGCCCUGUUCGGCAGGUACGAGGACUUUGUCAUCCACAGCGCUCUGGAUCUGGACUCUUGGUUGAGCAACCGGGAAGGGACGAUCUGCUUUGACAAGGGUUCCUUCCUCUCCGUUCAACCCACGACCCACAUGCGUUUCAUGUCUCGGUUCCUGGAGACGUCCAUGUUUUCUACUUUUGUCGACGGGAAAGUGAUUUCUCGCUGGGCGGAUAGAGAUCCACUGCAGCUGCUGUUUGACAACCGUCUGGAGAAAGAACGACUCUAUGACACAGACCAGGACUCCCACAGCUGUCACUACAGAAAAUGCACCACGCUCUUUGAGUCAGCCCAAGCAACCGAGCGCAGACUGCUGAAGGCCGACCACACAGCUAUACACCCCCACCUGCUAGACAUGAGGAUUGGCCAGGGUCGUCACCAGCCGGGAUACUUCCCCAAACUACAGGCUGACGUUCUUGCACAGGGACAAAACACCAAUAAGAGGUCCAGUCGUGUGACAGCAUCACGCAGGACUGACCCCAAGAGAUCAACGGCGACUGAUCACUCAGGAGUGGAUAAUGAACAGAGACAGAAGCACACGUUUGCGAGGAAGAACCUCCGUCAGUCUAAGCUACUUGACCCGUCGCCUCGAGCCGUCACUCAGACUCACCGAGAGUUUGUUGACGGGUUGCUGAGCGAGUGUCGUCUGAAGACCAAACGGAUGCUGAUGGAGAGGAUGGGGAAGGAGAGCGUGGAACUUGGUCAGGGAGAAGCCAACAUCACGGGCCUGCAAGAAAACACACUCAUCCACGGUCUGUGUGACCUACUGGAAAGAACCUGGGGCCAUGGUCUGCAGCUGAAACAGGGGAAGUCUGCUCUUUGGUCCCAUCUGCUUCACUACCAGGCAGCCCAGGGGAAGACAGAGGCCCCAGCUGAGUCUCCAGGGUCGGACCAGAGAACGUUUGAUGACGGCGCUCUGCUCCUGAGAGGAUCCUUAAUACAGGAUAUGAGGUUCAUCCAAACCAUGAGUGAGGGUCUGUCUGAGGUGGGCCAGGCCCGGGCAUGGAUCCAUCUGGCUCUGGAGAAGAAAAUGCUUUCCCAGCACCUUAAAGAGCUGCUUACAAACCAGAAUCUGCUCGGGCAGCUGUAUAAGCCUCAUGCUUUCCUGCUCUGUGAGGAAGAAAGGGAGCAGUUUCUAUUCCACCUGCUCUCUCUUAACACGGUGGACUAUCUCUGUUUCACUCGGGUCUUCACCUCCAUCAGUAUUCCAUACCGUGUUGUUAUCAUACCCAUGAAAAAAUUGAGCAUUGCUAUGGCAACAGUUAACCCCUGGGUGUGUGUGUCAGGAGAACUGGGGGAUUCGGGUGUGAGACAGAUCCCGAAGAAUACACAAGAGAUUUUUUUCCAGUGCAAGAACCUGGGCAGGCUUAGCACUCUGCAGCUGGGACAGGAGAACUCUGGUCUGCUGGCCAAGUGUCUGAUCGACUGUGUGAUGGUUUACAAUGAGGUCACUGGACACACCUACAGGUUCCCGUGCGGCCGGUGGCUGGGGAAAGGUGUGGGUGAUGGCAGCUUGGAAAGAGUUCUCAUUGGUCAGCUGGUUGCACCUGGUGGAGAGGAGGAUGCUGGAAGGUGGACAGGGACGCCUCCAGAGCUGGCUUCUCCUUCUCAGAGCGUACGGGCAGUGCUGGGAUCCCUUGGCAGCCGUAGCAGGAUGCACUCUGUUGAAGUACAAGAGAACAUGAGGGAGGCGGCAAAUAACCUUGUGAAGCACUUCCACAAACCUGAACAAGAGAGGGGAAACUUGACAGUCUUGUUAUGCGGUGAAGGAGGGCUGGUGCUGUCCUUGGAGAAUUUCCUCCUCCACGGAUUCAAAUCCAACCGUCUUUUCCAGCGGAACGUGUUUGUUUGGGACUUUGUCGAGAAGGCAGUGGUUUCCAUGGAGACAGCGGAUCAGAUGGAUGACCUGCACGGCUCAACACUGACAAAGGGUACACCUUGUGACUCACUUUGCCGCUACGUCAAGGCCAUCAAUGCAUCGCCACGAAACAUCGGAAAAGAGGGCAAGUUCCAGCUGUUCGUCUGCCUGGGAAUCAGGGACCGGCUCCUCUCGCAGUGGCUCCCCCUGAUGGCAGAGUGUCCUCUGACAGCGCGGACGUACGAGGACGGUGCUCUGCUGCGGGACCGUGCAGCGGUACACUCCCUGUCUCGCAUCCUACAUACACUCAACGAGUUCACCGUCACCCUGGAGACGGCACUGGUUAAAGGGGUUGACCUCUGACCCUGACCGAUAAGAAAAGAGUUUAGCCCUUUUCUUCUGCAACCUACUGCAGAAACGCUGACUGGUUAAAACAUUAAUUCUUUCCAUCUUGCAGGAAAAAAAAGGAAGUACAUUCAGACACUUGAGAAAUGUGACUUUACCCUAAAAAAAGGACGAGUGGACCAGAGGAAGUCAUAGCUCCAAACAUAUUGCCUUGUUCACUUAUGUAAUUGUCUUAGAUAUUUUAUUUGCUUCAAGAAAUGGUCCCAUGUUUGCGAUGCUUUACACUGUGAAAAAAAAUAAUCGGUUUCGUCGAGGAGAAAUAGAGUCAUUCAUCGUCUUACAUCUACAGUAGAUAUUUUCACAGCUCACCCCAUUUACUGUACCUGACUAACUGACAUAACUCUCCUUCUCCUGCUGCAUUGCUUGCACUUGAACUUUAAAGUAAAUACAUGCAUGGCCAAAAUAUGUUCCCUUGUUUGUUUGUAUCAUGUCUUAGCGUGUUGUGACCUGAAACAUCAGGACUCAGGCCUUUAUUAUAUAAACAUGUUUUCUUGACAUCAUUCAUUGAAUAUCUUAGUAAACAUAUAAGAAGAUGAUGUUUCCAGACUAUAAUAUGUUACAAAAUGUUAUAUGCUCUUGUUAUACUGUAACGUCUGGCCUGUUUCUCCUCACAAACUGCAGAGAGUUGUACCCAAGAUAUCCUCUGAUUUUGAAACACUGAAACCAAACUUGUCUCCUCAUUGUGUCCAAAUUGUCGUUGCCACUUUGUCAGAAAGUUUUUUUUUCCCUCUCUCAUUGUAGAUAUUUUUGCUUCAUUAGAUCUUUGAUGGAAUUGUGCCCAUUUGUUAUUAUUGUAUAAUGAAAUAGUUGCAUACUCUAUUCUGUAUAAAGGCAUCUUGUUUGUGUCCGUGUAAAACAACAGAUUCCACUAUGGACAUACUUUACUGAUUACGUGGAUUGAUAUGCUCAUGCUGUUCAUUUCUAAACUGUUCAAUUGUCUUUGCAAAGAAAUGACAAUGAAUAGAGCACAGGUUCUUAGAAAUGCUAGGUAUUAUUUUGAUGUUGCAUUUAACAGUUUAAGAAUUGUGAAAAUGCUAUCUCCUGCACUCUCCUGCAAGCACUAUGUAACCCACGAUGACCAAGCCUUUAUUAUCAUUGAAGUACAGAUUAGAGAAAGCAAUAAUGAAUUGGUAUUUAUGAAAUGUAUUGGCAAAGAUUAAAGUAAAUAUUGACAUAA
Molecule: messenger RNA, 5321 nt
Organism: Scophthalmus maximus (turbot)
Lineage: Eukaryota; Metazoa; Chordata; Actinopteri; Pleuronectiformes; Scophthalmidae
Product: DENN domain-containing protein 5B
Exons: 23
Coding region: 317-4102 (1261 amino acids)
Molecular function (GO): small GTPase binding; guanyl-nucleotide exchange factor activity
Source: RefSeq, a predicted model, not a curated record